Messenger RNA from Somion occarium, 739 nucleotides. NCBI's taxonomy places the organism in Eukaryota, Fungi, Basidiomycota, Agaricomycetes, Polyporales, Cerrenaceae. The record is from the annotation of a GenBank genome assembly.
AUCGCCCCCUCCCUCGGUCCUCAAGCCCUCCUCAACACUCUCGACAACGCAAAAUGGCUGAUUCCUCCGUUACCGACCCUCAAGUCGCCGCCGACCUCAAGAAGAAGAGAACCUUCCGUACUUUCUCCUACCGUGGAGUUGAGCUUGAAAAGCUCUUGGAUUUGAGCAAUGAGGACUUUGUUGAGCUGGUUCACGCCCGUGCACGUCGUCGGUUCCAGCGCGGCCUGAAGCGCAAGCCUAUGGGUCUCAUCAAGAAGCUCCGUAAGGCCAAGAAGGAGGCUCCCCCCAAUGAGAAGCCUGCAGUCGUCAAGACCCACCUCCGGGACAUGAUCAUUGUCCCCGAGAUGAUCGGCAGCGUUGUCGGUAUCUACAACGGCAAGGUCUUCAACUCCGUUGAGAUCAAGCCUGAGAUGACUGGUCACUACCUCGCCGAGUUCUCGUGCUCAUACCGACCCGUCAAGCACGGUCGUCCCGGUAUUGGUGCGACGCACUCUUCACGAUUCAUCCCCCUCAAGUAAACGCAUUUGCUCUCGGGUUUUUGUUAUGUGUUUGCUCUGUCUCUCAUGUGCUGUACUUUUUCCAAAAUAAUAUGCUCCAUGCGUAUGCCAACGAGGAUCAUGACCAUCGCGUACCGUAGUUUUGUCCUGGUUCGAUAUCGAUAAAUUGCGUGUAAGGAAGCAGUACACAGUACUAUUCAUUGUACGAAAGAAACCUCGACAGUCUUAAGGGAAAUGUCUAC